Messenger RNA from Danaus chrysippus (African queen), 4086 nucleotides. The record is from the annotation of a GenBank genome assembly. Lineage: Eukaryota; Metazoa; Arthropoda; Insecta; Lepidoptera; Nymphalidae.
AUGGAUACAGGUCCGAAACAGAAAAGAAAGAUAAAUCCCAGAUAUAAAGCGAACCUCUUUUCAAUACUAACCUUUGGAUGGACCUUCGAGACAUUUAUGCUUGGUUACAGCCGAGAUAUUCUGGAAAACGAUCUGUACGCCCCCUUACCAGAACAUCGUUCCGAUUUAUUAGGAGAUGCUAUACAAAAUGCUUGGGAAGUAGAGGUAGAGAAAUCUCGGUCUCGUAACAAUGAGAGACCAAGUUUAAGGAAGGCAUUAACGAAAGUAUUUGGUUCAGAACUCAUGUUGUAUGGCCUUAUUUUGGCAGCUAUGGAAUUUUUAAUAAGGUUGCAGCAGCCACUCUUUCUAGGUUUACUACUACGUUACUACAGCCCUAUUGAAGAAACGUCCAAUGUCACAUCAAAUGCAACGUAUUUCCUUCGACUUUUCAAAUAUUACGAUAUUACAACCGGAAUUUCAUACGGAGAGGCUGUGUUUUUCUCAUUCGGAGUUAUAUUUGCGAGUUUGAUAAACAUUAUCGUUCAGCAUCCGUUCAUGAUGGGUGUCAUGCAUAUAGGGAUGAAAAUGCGUGUAGGAAUAUGUAGUCUUAUUUACAGGAAGGCUUUAAAAGUAAAUCUGCAAGCUAUGUCUGAGAACAGAGGUGGGCUGGUGGUAAAUCUCUUAGCAAACGAUGUCAAUAGGUUUGAUUCGGGACCUUUAUUUAUUCACUAUCUCUGGAUAGGUCCUAUUGAAACUUUACUGAUAACUUUUUACUUAUACCGAGAAAUGGGAGUCUCUGCGGUUUACGGCGCGUUAAUGGUUGUAGCUGUUGUUCCAUUUCAAAUAUUUUUGGGCACCAGAACCUCUUAUUAUAGGAGAAAAACAGCUUUGAAGUCGGAUGAAAGGGUUAGACUUAUGGAAGAAAUUAUUAUGGGUGUUGAGGUCAUAAAAAUGUAUACAUGGGAGACACCGUUCCGAAAAAUUAUUGAUACUGUGAGGAGACAAGAAGUUUAUUUCAUUAAGAUGACUUCCUACAUCCGUGGAGUGAUCAUGUCUUUCAUUAUGUUCACUGCUCGGUUUAGCAUCUUCAUCACGGUGCUGCUGUACGUCCUCUCAGUCAAACGGAUCACUGUUGAGAACGUGUUCUUCCUGACUUGCUAUUACAACAUUUUGAAACAAACUAUGACACUCUUCUUUCCUCAGGCUGUCGGACAAAUCGCAGAAAUGAAUGUGGCUAUACAGAGGAUAAAUGACUUCUUACUGUCUGAAGAAUGUCAACUGCCUCCCAGGGAACAUAUUGGUUUUACCAAUCAGUUUCAACAAAAACCGAAAAAGCACGUGAGGAUAUCGCUUAAACCCAUAAGUUCCCCUGUAAAACAUUCACCAAGAAUCGAACCAAGUACAUCGGAAACGAAGGAUCCGGAUACUCCAAAAGGAGGUGAAAUUCAUAAAGAUAAAGUUGUCGUUAAAUUUGACAAAGCCUGCAGCCGUUGGCUUAAAACCUCGGAAAAGGAUGAUGUUGAAGAUAUAUCAUUUGAAAUAUAUGAAGAAUCUCUUACUACAAUAGUAGGGUCAGUAGGUUCAGGAAAAUCAACAUUAUUGUUGAUGAUGCUGUGUGAAUUACCUUGUUCUACAGGAAGUAUGGAUAUUACUGGAAGCGUUAGUUAUGCUAGCCAGGAUCCUUGGCUCUUUAUUGGAUCAGUUCGUCAAAAUAUUCUAUUCGGACAACCGUUCAUCAAGUCCCGAUACAUGGAAGUGUGUAAGGUUUGCGCCCUUGAAAGGGACAUUUCACUGUUUCCUCAUGGGGACAAAACGAUCGUCGGUGAGCGAGGAGUGUCUCUCAGCGGAGGCCAACGCGCAAGAAUAAAUUUAGCAAGGGCAGUUUAUAAAGAAGCUGACAUUUAUUUGUUAGAUGAUCCAUUAUCAGCUGUAGAUACACAAGUGGCGAGACAUAUAUUUGAGAACUGUAUUAAAAGAUAUCUGGGGAACAAGACUGUUGUUCUCGUGACCCAUCAGCUUCAAUUUAUCAAAGCGGUAGAUCAAAUUGUAAUAUUAGAUAGAGGAAGAGUCGCGGCUGAGGGAACUUAUGAAGAAUUGAGUAUGCAAGACUUACCCAUUAUGCAACUGAUGAAAGAUAAAUCGCAUGAAAUCCGUCAAGAAGACUCAAUGACUUCCACACAAAAAUCAUUGCAACACCCCAGUUCGAUAAGUUUAAAACGAUCUCAUUGGUCGCAUUGGUCAAUUAUAUCCAAUUUCACUGAUCAAAAACAAGAAGCAGAGGCGCAGACAGUCGGUAGAGUGAAGGGUUCAGUUUACAAGGAGUAUUUUCUUGCUGACGCCGCAUGUCCAUUUGUUUCAUCAGUUAUUUUGAUGUUUUUAUUAGCGCAGUUUUUCGCUAGCGCUAGUGAUUAUUGGAUUAGUCGAUGGAGUCACGCUGAAGAUCAUUUAACGGGUGAUCAAACUAUGGACAAUCUGCUGUGGUCUCAGCAUGGCUUGCGGCGAAAGGAUUUUGCUCUUAUAUUCGGUAUUUUGACAGUAGCUACAGUUGCUGUCGCAUUGAUCAGGGCAUUCCUGUUCUUUUCGUUGUGCAUGAAAUCAUCUAUUAAAUUACAUGAUCUCAUGUUUGAAUGCAUAUCCUUGUCGCCGAUGAGUUUCUUCCAUCUCAAUCCGUCAGGGAGGAUUUUAAAUCGCUUCAGUAAGGACAUGGGGUCCGUCGAUGAGUUACUUCCGCAGGCCAUGCUUGAUUGUUUUCAGAUAAUGUUGAACUUGCUCGGCGUUAUUGUGGUAAUAUUGAUGACGGAAAUGGCUCUCCUUAUACCUAUCGCUACCUGUCUUAUCAUAUUUUACAUAUUUCGAUUGAUCUACAUUCGUACUACUGGUGCGAUUAAACGCUUGGAAGGGAUAACUCGCAGUCCGGUAUUUAGCCACGUGAAUGCCACAGUCCAAGGUAUACCAACAAUACGUUCGUUUGGUGCGGGCGCUCUUCUUGCGGGGGAAUUCGAUCGUCAUCAAGAUUUACACAGCGCCGCCUGGUACCUGUUCAUAACUUGCAGCAGAGCCUUCGGAUACUGGCUGGAUGUCGUCUGCCUUUUGUUUAUAGUCUGUGUGACAUUUAGCUGUUUGAUGAAAACCGAUAUCGACGGCAGUAACGUAGGUCUCAUAAUAACACAAUCUAUUUCACUGACUGGAAUAUUCCAAUGGGGUAUGCGACAAUCUGCCGAGAUGGAGAAUCAAAUGACUAGCGUUGAGAGAGUAUUGGAAUACACGAAACUACCGUUGGAAUCUACGGAACCAAAUGUGAAACCUCCAAGCGGUUGGCCAACAGACGGUGAGAUUCAUUUCGACAAUCUCAGCCUGAGAUAUACUCCAGAAGGCAAUACGGUCCUCCAUAGAUUGCAAUUCAAGAUUUUUCCUCGAGAAAAAAUAGGAAUUGUUGGAAGGACGGGAGCUGGGAAGUCUUCAAUAAUUCAGGCGUUGUUUAGACUGGCGUAUCUAGAAGGGACUAUCACCAUCGAUGGGUUGGAUAUAGCGUCCAUUGGUCUCAUGUAUUUGAGACAGAAGAUUUCUAUUAUACCACAAGAACCCGUACUAUUCAGUGGUUCAUUAAGAAAAAACUUAGACCCGUUCGACGAGUUCCCCGACGAAAUGCUACUCGAAGCUUUAGACAAAGUUAAACUUACUACCGAAGAAAAUAGAUUGGACAGUCUGUACAAGCAAGUAUCAGAUUCUGGUUCAAACUUCAGUGUGGGAGAGCGACAACUGGUCUGUCUCGCGAGGGCUAUCAUCAACAACGACAAAAUACUGUUGUUGGACGAAGCGACCGCUAAUGUUGACGCGCAGACCGACGCGCUCAUACAAACAACAAUUAGGGAACAUUUCAGUGCCUGCACUGUACUCACUGUGGCUCAUCGAUUGAAUACUGUUAUAGACUCGGAUAAGAUCUUAGUACUGGACGCGGGUCAUUUGAUGGAGUUCGACCGCCCUUACAUUCUACUACAGAACAAGAAAGGAUACUUCAGAAAAAUGGUCGCUGAAACCGGACCCGCAAUGACGCAGAUGUUACACAAGAUGGCGAGCGAAGUAAUUAGACUGAUUGUUUUAAUAUAA